Lodderomyces elongisporus is the source of this 2394-nucleotide messenger RNA. RefSeq names its product Rbd1p (gene RBD1). Gene Ontology annotation, cellular component: membrane. Lineage: Eukaryota; Fungi; Ascomycota; Pichiomycetes; Serinales; Debaryomycetaceae. Gene Ontology annotation, biological process: proteolysis. The record is from RefSeq and is a predicted model, not a curated record. The transcript has a single exon. Gene Ontology annotation, molecular function: serine-type endopeptidase activity. The coding region runs from base 1 to 2394 and encodes 797 amino acids.
AUGUACUCUCAAAAUUAUGACCCUUCGAGGUCUUAUAAGCCACCAACUUCUUCUUCCUCAACAGCAACAGCAACAGCAACAGCAACAACAACUACACAGUCGCCAUUUCCAUCCUCGUCUCUUCCAGCAUCAAGGAAUAACAACUACAGAGAAUACCCACUAGAUGAAGAGGAUAUGGAUGACUCAUCCUCAUUUACUUUCUACAACCGAUCGACUGACCUUUUGACGGAAACCCAUGGGAGAAUGCAGCAUAACAUCCAAACACACAAUAACCAAGACAAUAAUGAGCAAAACAAUAUUCAACACCAGGAACUGUCGUCGCUGUCUUCGGCUCCACUAUUACAAAAGACACCACCAAGGGACAAAAGCUUUUCAUCAUUACCGCCCUUGCCAAACCAAAAUAGUUUUCAAUACUACCCAUAUGGUCAAAAUCAACGAAACAAUUCAGAUCAAACAGCGCUAAAGAAACAAGAAUCGGCAAAUGCAUAUGAAAUGUCAGUUUUGGAUCAUGACCAAAGUAGAGAACUAUAUAUGGGACAAUACCCACAACAAUACCCACAGCAAUACACAGAUCAAUACACAGAUCAAUACAAAGAGCAGCACACAGAUCAAUACGGUGACCGAUACAGAGACGGAGAUAGAAAUCGAGACCUACCAGACUUGCCCCAUAAUCACGACCCUUUUAUCGACAACGAUAGGUAUGACUCUGUGCCGUUACCAGAACUCCCACCACUGCCCUCAGCCAACCCCUUUUACAGCAGCAACAACAACAACAACAACAACAGCAACAGCAACAAUCCUCGAGAAUCUUUGACAGAUGUUGAGAAACGAAUGAGAAGGAAUGAGAAAAACAGACUUUAUACACUUCGCAGUAAGCCACGAUUCCAUUAUACAAGAUUACCCUACUUUACCAUCUUGGUGACACUAAUUCAAGUUAUCGUCUUUAUCGUUGAACUCGCCAAAAUGUCCAUCUUGACAGGCUCGGCUUUUCAAACUAGCCCCUAUUUCAACCCAAUGUUGGGUCCAUCUACAUAUUUACUCAUAUACAUGGGUGCAAGAUACGUUCCAUGCAUGCAUCAAAUAACUGGAAUCACCGAUGACACAACUAUAAGCUUUCCCUGUGCCAACUCAACUACAGUUGACACAUUUGUAUGUUCACUUAACGACCUAUGUGGGUUAUCGGGCAUUCCAACAUUUGACGAUGGCACAAAAUUUGCUCCCAAUCAGUGGUACCGGAUCUUUAUACCCAUUUUCUUGCAUGCUGGAUUUCUCCACAUUUUUUUCAACUUGUUGCUACAACUUACUAUGGGUGCCUCAAUAGAGCGCAAUAUCGGGAUACUCAAAUAUGCACUUAUCUAUAUCAUGAGUGGAAUUGCGGGUUUUCUCCUCGGGGCCAAUUUUACACCGCAAGGUAUAGCAUCGACUGGUGCUUCAGGUGCAUUGUUUGGCGUUGUUGCCACAAAUAUAAUUUUGUUUAUCUACACUGGAAGGAAAAACACAAACAUGUAUGGUACAAAGCACUACAAGUUGUUUAUAUUUUUUAUGUUUUGCGAAAUAGUCAUUUCCUUUGUAUUGGGCUUACUACCGGGGUUGGACAAUUUUAGUCACUUGGGAGGAUUUGCAAUGGGAAUUCUUUCAGCAAUCCUUUUACUCAAAGACCCAUUUUGGAUAUACAACGAUGGCAUCAUAACGUAUAGGAGAGACCCAACUACUUGGCAACAAUUUGUCAAUAACUGGAAUCCGCUUUUUGCGUAUGAGGACAAGAUCCCAUUGAGAUUUCUCAUUUGGGUUGGAGUAAGGGUUGUGGCAUUGGUAUUGAUCAUUGUAUAUUUUGUUUUGCUCGCAAAGAAUUUUUUUAAUAAUGAUUACGACCUGUCUGAAAACUGCAAAUGGUGUAAAUAUUUCAACUGUAUACCGGUGAAAGGAUGGUGUGAUAUCGGGCAAGUCACAGUAUCAACUACAACACCAACAGCAACUGGAGCAACUGGGGAAACUGGGGAAACCGUGGCAUCCGGAUCCGGGUCUAUAGCUUCAGAGACAACUGUGCCUACUCAAGUCUAUUCUACGGCAAUCUAUACUACAACAGUGCCUACAACCGAGGCAGGGUCCAACAACAGAGCCAAAAUUAAAAGGCAAGCCCAAGCCCAAGCCCAAGCCCAAGCUAAAGCUCAGGCAUUAGAUGCAUUCAAGGCAUUAGACGCAGCGCCAUCAUACAGCAUAGGAGGUAUAAGAACUGCACCGAUCGCAGCUACAACUAUGAAAAGUACAACAAACACUACGCCAACAACAUUAACAGAGUUAAACUUUGUCCAGCAGUCUGCAAUAGGCGUCGGGCUAUAUCUAAUACUUACUGUGUUUAUGAUUUGUUUUCUUAAAAGGAAAAAAGUAUUAUAG